AUGAAAGAUCGCUUUAUUUUUGGUGAUAGUAUACGGGAAAGUUCCGAGAAUAUGGCAUUAGAAUUUACUAAAGAUGCUACACAAAAAGAAUUUUUGCGAGAAAACAAAGAAUUCAAUGAUGUUAUUAAACCUAAAGAAGUAUUUGAUACUGCUGAAUUAGAUGGUAAUGAUGCACAUUAUACUAUGUUUGCUUUCUUGGAAAUUUGUAAAUUACCAAUAACAAAUGCUUCACCACCAAAAAUAAAAUUUUGA
Molecule: messenger RNA, 252 nt
Organism: Entrophospora sp. SA101
Lineage: Eukaryota; Fungi; Glomeromycota; Glomeromycetes; Entrophosporales; Entrophosporaceae
Source: the annotation of a GenBank genome assembly